CAGGAGGGAAGGGCUCAAACCAAUUUCAAAGUCGCUCUCUCAAACUUCUUUGCUUGAAUUUGAAGCUGUCUUUUUGUCCUUUCAGAAAAACAACCACUGCUUCCUUUUCCUGUAUCUAUUUAUCCUCUCUUCUAGGACGAGUGAGCCCUGCUGAUUGCCCUUCCGAAUUAGGGUUUCUGCCAUUCUUUGCUAGCGUGGUUUCUAGGGUUUAUCACUCUCACAUGGCGGCGGAGAAGCUUAGGGAUUUGAGCCAGCCGAUUGACGUCGCAUUGUUGGACGCAACUGUCAAUGCUUUCUAUGGAACUGGAUCUAAGGAUGAGAGGGCUGCUGCAGAUCAUAUUUUGCGUGAUCUGCAAACUAAUCCAGACAUGUGGCUUCAAGUGGUUCACAUCCUAUCCAACACACAGAACUUGAAUACCAAGUUUUUUGCUUUACAGGUGCUGGAAGGUGUCAUUAAAUAUAGAUGGAAUGCUUUGCCUAAUGAGCAACGAGAUGGGAUGAAAAACUACAUCUCUGAACUUAUUGUGAAGCUCUCUAGUGAUGAAGCAUCUCUUCGGCGGGAAAGAUUAUAUGUGAACAAAUUAAAUGUUAUUUUGGUUCAGAUUUUGAAGCAUGAAUGGCCCACCAGAUGGCAAAGCUUCAUUCCUGAUUUAGUUGCAGCAGCAAAGACUAGUGAAACCAUUUGUGAGAACUGCAUGGCUAUAUUGAAGCUGCUCAGUGAGGAGGUGUUUGACUUCUCAAGGGGUGAACUGACUCAACUGAAGAUCAAAGAGCUAAAACAGUCACUAAACAGCGAGUUUCAGCUCAUUCAUGAGCUAUGUCUAUACGUGCUCUCAAUUUCUCAAAGAACUGAGCUUGUCAGGGCCACUCUUGCUACUUUGCAUGCUUUCCUCUCAUGGAUUCCUUUGGGGUAUAUUUUUGAGUCACAACUGCUGGAGAGGCUCCUUAAUUUUUUCCCUGUGCUUGCUUACCGUAAUCUUACUCUUCAGUGCCUAGCAGAGGUUGCUUCACUGAGUUUUGGAGAUUUUUACAACAUGCAGUAUGUGAGCAUGUACACAAUAUUUAUGGUACAACUGCAGACUAUUCUUCCGCCAAAUACAAACAUCCCUGAAGCUUAUGCACAAGGAAGCAAUGAGGAUCAGGCAUUUAUCCAGAACUUGGCAUUGUUUUUUACCUCAUUCUUCAAGUCCCAUAUUCGGGUGUUGGAGAGUUCUCAGGAAAAUAUAAAUGUACUUUUAAUGGGUCUUGAUUAUCUUAUCAAUAUCUCAUAUGUUG
Molecule: messenger RNA, 1275 nt
Organism: Cuscuta campestris
Lineage: Eukaryota; Viridiplantae; Streptophyta; Magnoliopsida; Solanales; Convolvulaceae
Source: the annotation of a GenBank genome assembly